AUGCUCAUCACGAUUCAAGGGAAUAAGGAAGUAGCGGAAGAGAGGCGGUUGCGUGAGAAGAUGACACAAGAUCACGAAGCAAAGAGUAAAGAAAAAGCGUCCUUGGAGAUCGACUUGACUCAGGCCGAACACAACAAGGACCUAAGGGCGGUUCUGACUUUCGGCCUUGAUGAGUCGCUCACAUUCCAAGGUCGCUCCGGAUACAUUGGCAAAGCGGAUGAGUUCCGAGACUGGAUGAGUUCGAACUGUUCUGCUGCGAUCUUCAUCCAGGGACACGGUGAUUUCGAGAAGAUGACACCGGCUUCCUACUUUAUCACUCUCCUGAGGGAGAGCAUUCAAAAGCUACCGGAUACUCUCGCCCUCUCAUUUUUCUGCGGCCUGCAUACUGACGGCGAAAUCUCAGGACCAGCUAUCAUGGCCAAGACAAUCUUCGGCCAAGCUCUUGCUCUAAAUGCACGAGAUGACAGCGAAGACGCCAACGGCAAUCCACUGCUAUCGUUCCUCGGCGUGCAAGAUGUGCAGAAUAUGCAGGCCGAUGAUUAUGACACCUAUCUUUCUGGCCUUGCUCAAUUGCUUCGUAACAUCAGGCGACGCUAUAGCGCAAUCUUCAUUCUGAUCGACUCGGUGGACUUCUACGACGAUGAAUAUGAAGAGGAAAUUUUACAGUUCAUUAGCAAGAUCAAGAGGUUAAUCAAGGUGUUCAACAAGAGGCAAAAGCAGGAGAAUGGUGGGGUGUUGAAGUUACUGAUGACUGCUUCGAGCCAGUCAUCUUGCUUCUCACCUUCGAGUAGAUCGUCUCUCAUUAUGCAUAUGCCUGAAGAGAUUGAUGGAGACGAAGACAAAUUUGAGGAGUUUGUCCGGAGCUCUGAUGAAGAUUGA
This is a messenger RNA of Parastagonospora nodorum SN15, 879 nucleotides long. RefSeq lists its product as hypothetical. Lineage: Eukaryota; Fungi; Ascomycota; Dothideomycetes; Pleosporales; Phaeosphaeriaceae. The record is from RefSeq and is a predicted model, not a curated record. Bases 1 to 879 code for a protein of 292 amino acids. The transcript has 2 exons.